AUGGCUGUCGCAGUUGUCAACAACGAUAUGCUAAUUUCCUCUUCCGCCGCCAGCACCAGCAAAAUCGAGGUUCGCUCCGUGUGGGCUCAUAACCUCGACGAGGAGUUCGCCCUUAUCCGCUCCGCCGUCCCGUUCCACCCCUUCGUCGCCCUUAUCCGCUCCGUCGGUCUCACCCUCUCCGACGCCGCCGGCAACCUUCCAUGUGCCAUCUACAGCGACGGCACUUGUGUGCGUUACAUGUGGGAAUUUAAUUUCCGCGACUUCGACAUCAGCCGCGACCGUUACGCCCCUUCCUCCGUCGAGCUACUCAAGGCUAAUGGCAUCGACUCUUGCAGAUUCGCCCAGCACUUGGCCACCUCCGGCUUGCUUUCCUUUGGCCAUUUUUCUCCCGUCUCUUGGGUUACCUUCCAAGGCGCCUAUGACUUCGCCUUCUUAGUCAAGAUGCUGACAUGUGACUGCAAAUUACCAAAGACCGUUCGUGAGUUCUUGCACCUCGUUCACUUCCUUUUCGGCAAAAGGGUAUUCGAUGUGAAGCACCUUAGCAAGCAUUGUCCUGGACUUUACGGAGGAUUGGAGCGGGUGGCCUCUACCGUCCGAGUUGAGCGAGCAGUGGGCUCUCGACAUCAGUCCGGCUCCGAUAGCUUAUUAACAUGGCAGGUGUUCUACCAAAUAGCUUCUCGUGUGAAUCCACAACUCGUCCAUUGUCCAGAACACAUGGGAACACUCUAUGACCUCCAACUGCAAUAG
Zingiber officinale is the source of this 747-nucleotide messenger RNA. RefSeq names its product probable CCR4-associated factor 1 homolog 11. The coding region runs from base 1 to 747 and encodes 248 amino acids. Gene Ontology annotation, molecular function: poly(A)-specific ribonuclease activity; nucleic acid binding. The record is from RefSeq and is a predicted model, not a curated record. NCBI's taxonomy places the organism in Eukaryota, Viridiplantae, Streptophyta, Magnoliopsida, Zingiberales, Zingiberaceae. The transcript has 2 exons. Gene Ontology annotation, cellular component: CCR4-NOT complex; CCR4-NOT core complex; P-body.